This is a messenger RNA of Lucilia sericata (common green bottle fly), 885 nucleotides long. RefSeq lists its product as uncharacterized. The record is from RefSeq and is a predicted model, not a curated record. Gene Ontology annotation, molecular function: odorant binding. Bases 189 to 599 code for a protein of 136 amino acids. NCBI's taxonomy places the organism in Eukaryota, Metazoa, Arthropoda, Insecta, Diptera, Calliphoridae. The transcript is spliced from 2 exons.
GACGGUUUUUUUGUUUUUUCAUUUGACUUUAUAUUUUUUUAAUAAAUAUUUUUAUUUAAUUUUAAUCUAUAAAUCUGUUGUCGUUUAAAAUCUAUUAUUGAUUUAAUUACUUCUAUAAAUUGUUAAAACACUUCCAUAUAGUGAUCAGUCUACAGUGAAAAGUUGAUAGAUAAACUUUAAUACUUAAAAUGUACAAAAUAAUUUUUCUAAUUUUUUGCUUGAUGUUUAUGGCUUUGUGUGCUGAGCACCCAAGCUGGUAUCCGGAAAACGCCGAUGAAAUAAAAAAACAAUGCGCUGAAGAAAAUCAAUUAGCACCGAACUUUGGAAUGACAUUAACGUAUGAUCAGUUAGCAAAUAACACAAAUGCACAUGCAGCUUACUUGUGUGCCGCCAAGGGUUUCAAUUUUUACAGCGAGGACGAGGGUGUAAAUGUGGAUCGAAUGAUUUAUUUUCUGUUUAAAACAAGUACAAAAUGUAUAAAUCGCAAGGCAAAGGAAUGUGUGGAAACACAUAAAGAAAUACCCUCAGCCGGUGAAAUGAUCCUUAAAUUACACUAUUGCAUUUUAGAAGUUUUCAAAGGACCGGAAACGGAGGAUUGAAAACGUUACAAAUAAAUGUUAAAGUUUUACAUAUAAAAAAUUUCCAAUUGUUGGAAAAUUUCUUAUUAAAAAAAUGUUUAUUUUUUUUGAAUUCACAUUGUUUAAUUAGUAGUUAAUUAUUAAAUUAAUCUCAAAUAUCUGGAAGAAUACUUUAGAAAUCUGGUUAAACAAGGAAUGAAUAUAAGCAAUUAAAAAUUACUAAUUACGGGGCCUGUAACAGAAUUCUAUCGAAAGUGUAAUAAAGUUUAGAUUUUUAAUAAAUAUUUUUUAUAAAAUAUUUUUAAAA